AUAUAUAAUCUGAAACCAAACAAUUUAUUUUCUGUACGUCUUAGGAUAUAAAACAAAUCCUAGUUCAAUAUUUGACAAAAUCUAAAUGAUUGAAACAAUAUUAGAUUGUAGUAUCAAAUUACCCCCUUUACAAACUGCAACAAUAAAAAGAUCUGACAGUCCUGGUUCAAUGUCAUCUUGAGAGAAGAACGCCAUCGAUUCUCUUCAGUAUUUGUUCUAAUACAUAUGUAUUUGAAUGAGAAAAAAUGGAAUAAUUAGGGCUUGAAGUUUAAUUAUAUACAUAAGAACGCUAAGAGGAUAGGAAUCUUUGAUGUUGUGUAAAUGAGAGCUUUGAAUAAGUAUCAUAAGUGCAAUUUAUUUUAUACGUUUAAAUAUCCGUACAUUAAAAUAGUAUAUAUUUAAAAAUGUUGGUUAUAUAACAUCGAAAAUAAAAUAUAGAAUUUAGAAAACAUGUUACUAUUCGAGAGGGAUAUUUAAAAUAAUAUAAAGAUAUGACGAUGUCCAAGGCGGAGACUUUCAGUUUUAGACCAAAGUUGAUCCGAGAGGAGACAUUACUUGAAGAUCCGCCGAGAAAAUACUGGGAACCUCAGGACAUAAAAAUCAGAUUAUAUUUACGAGAAUGUGAGAGAUUAAAGGUGAUACCAGUAAGUGCGUACCUAAAACAAGGAACGAAGAAUUCUCUCAAAAUAAAACAUUAUAACAUGGGACCGAAUGGAGCUAAAGCUCUCGCCGCUGCACUGUUGCUAGACACGGCUAUCUCGUAUCUCGACAUAGAAGGUAACUCGAUCACUUCACUCGGACUGUCCAGUAUUAAAGAAGCUCUAUCAGAAAAUAUGCAUAUCUCAUACCUGAAUAUAGCUGACAACAAAUUGGGAAGUCAAGGUGCUGAACUUAUAGGAUCAAUGAUGGCACAUAAUCACGUGCUCGAAAUAUUUGAUGUUUCCAAAAAUGGAUUUCGAGAUUCAGAUGCUCAUAUAUUUGCUAAAAUUAUCAGUGAAAACAGAACUUUGAAAGAAUUAAUUCUUGCCGGUAACGAAUUUGAAGAUCGAGCUGGAACCGAAUUUGGGACAGCUUUGGCUUCAAAUGACAUUCUUGAAAGACUAGAUGUUAGUUGGAAUCAUAUACGUAAGAAAGGUGCUGCAGAUUUUGCUCAAGGUGUAAAGGAAAACGUAGGAUUAAAGAAGUUGAAUGUUAGUUUUAACGGUUUUGGCACAGAGGGUACAGCUUUUAUGGGUGUGGCUCUUGCAACAAACCGGACCUUACUUGAACUUGACAUGUCCAAGAACCGGAUCACCGAACUUGAUUUAAAAUUAUUCACCAAACAAAUGGCACAAAACGACACUCUGCAAAUUCUGCGGAUAGGAGAAAACCUUUUUAACGCUCUUCCUGCAAUGGAAAUAUUGAGGGUUGUACUUGCCUUAGAAACGUCAUCUAUUCAAGUAUUGGACUUCGGGACAAUGUGUGUAGAUCAGUGUUUUCUAAUGGUCCUUAAAGAACUACAAGAUGUGAAAGAUGUUAAAGUUAUACAUGGUAGAAUACAGAAUGUUUACCUGGACAGGGACAUGAUGCCUGUACCUGAAAAUCCCGACCAAGACCUCACAGAAUACAGCGGAACAACGCCAGGAUUUAGUGAAAUAGACAAAAGUGAAAAAGGUAAAACUUACGUUGUUGAGGAAAUGGAUAAAAACACUGAAACUGACAAUGAUGAAAUGGAAGGAAACAAUAAGGGAGAUGAAAAUGAGAAAAGAACUGAUGAUAGUGGUGAAACAAAGUUGGAAAAAGGGGAAGAAAAGGGUGAUGAAGAAGGUAUUGACUUUGAUGAAAAGAAACUUGAUGAUGAAGUAGAAGCUGUAACUGGUAAACCUGAACCAGAGAAUAAGGUCCAGAAACCUCUAGCUGAUGAUAGAGGAAGUGCCGGAACUCUUACACCGGAUAUAUAGUUAAACUUAAAUAAUGUAAAUGUUUCAUCAGUAGUACUAGUUAAUUAUUUAAUGUUCUUAGUACAUAAGUCAAACAGAUAAAAAUGAUAAAUUUAACUAUCUAAGUACAUAAGUCAUAGAGGAUAUUUGUUUGUUUUGCAUGUAAGAUUGAAAUAUAAUUUCACUGAGUGAACAUCAGAUGCAAUAUUUUUACGAUACGAGUGGCGUAGCCACGAGUGAAAAUAUAAUAGCUGGUGUUCACGAAUAACAUAUAUUUCAAUCUUAUAUGUAAAACAAAUAAAUUUUCUUUUUAUUUCAUGCCUUUUAAGUGAUUUUAAGUAUUUUUUACUGAUUUUGCAGCGUAACGUCGCGCAUUCUCCUUUGUGACGUCAUCACAUCAUGACGUCACAUCAUCAAUUUUGAAAUAUAGUUCUGUUUAAUUUCUCUUAUUUUGUUACAUUUUUAACAUGAUGUAUGGUGACAUCGACUUUCUUUUCCUAAAGAAGCAAAAUUUACGUAUGACGGCAUUUAAUUCUACCUGUUAUUCCAUUUAUUUAUGACUUUCUUUUCAUCCGCAUUCAGAUAAAGUCCGGCUACAGUGAAAAUUAUAUUUUAUAAAUUUCACUUGUGGUUUAUCAGAAUUUAUUUCAUGCUUUCCA
Molecule: messenger RNA, 2578 nt
Organism: Ruditapes philippinarum (Manila clam)
Lineage: Eukaryota; Metazoa; Mollusca; Bivalvia; Venerida; Veneridae
Product: leucine-rich repeat-containing protein 74B-like
Exons: 11
Coding region: 492-1940 (482 amino acids)
Molecular function (GO): protein binding
Source: RefSeq, a predicted model, not a curated record